Messenger RNA from Sphaeramia orbicularis (orbiculate cardinalfish), 3400 nucleotides. It is a transcript of the gene ncbp3, whose product is annotated as nuclear cap binding subunit 3. Gene Ontology annotation, molecular function: RNA 7-methylguanosine cap binding; mRNA binding. The coding region runs from base 63 to 2138 and encodes 691 amino acids. Lineage: Eukaryota; Metazoa; Chordata; Actinopteri; Kurtiformes; Apogonidae. Gene Ontology annotation, cellular component: nucleus. The transcript has 13 exons. The record is from RefSeq and is a predicted model, not a curated record.
GCUGGAGGACCCAGAAUAUUGCCGGGUGACAAAAACAACCGCAGCCGUUGUUUCGCGGAGCUAUGGCGGCCGUGCGAAGCCUGCGGGUGUCGGUGAAAUCAGACAGCGGCUCCGACCGCUCGGAAUCAGACUCAGACUCCGAGUCGGACCGUGAUGCCCGCGAAGCCGAGCCGAUGGAGGUGGAGGAGGGAGAGCUGGAGCCGGAGGACAUCUCCGUGAACCGCUCCCUGAAGGAGCUGCUGCCGGACACAAGUAGACGUUAUGAGAACAAAGCUGGGGCAUUCAUCACUGGGAUCGAUGUCACGUCAAAGGAGGCUAUCGAGAGGAAAGAGAAACGAGCGAGGCGUUUUCAUUUCCACGGUGAGGUCAGCAUUGGCCAGAGGAACGUUUUUCUCGAUAGAGACAUCAUGAAGAAAGUGAUUCCCAAAUUGCGUCUGGAGGCUAUCUACGUAACUGGAGUGGACGACAUGAGCACACAGGAUGUGUUUGGAUAUUUUAAAGAAUAUCCACCAGCUCACAUCGAGUGGAUCGACGAUACAUCCUGUAACGUGGUCUGGCUUGAUGAUGACACCUGUGUCCGAGCGCUCAUCAACACCAGCCGGAUGCCUGACCCUGAGGCUGUCACCACGGAGACAGAAAGCAGCAGCCAGCCGGGGGAACAGAGUAAAGGUCGACUGAGUCAAAGGUCAGAUGACGAGGAUGAUGAUGAAGAGGAGGAGGGAGAGGUGGAUGAGGAGGAAACGGAGAAGAAGAGCGAUGAGGAGGCUAAAGAUGGAAGCGCAGAGACGAAGACAAAGACGGAGCACGGACAGGUGGACGAUCUGUCAGGAGCCGAGAGAGAAUCUCUGUUCAGAAACGACCUGCGACCUGCCAUCAAACCAUUCAAAGGAAACAAACUGUUCCUACGUUUCGCAACACAAGAUGAUAAGAAGGAGCCGGGCGCUGCUCGUCGCAGCAGAUACUACAUGAAGUACGGAAACCCCAACUACGGAGGCAUGAAGGGAAUCCUCAGUAACUCCUGGAAGAGGAGGUAUCACAACCGCAGGAUCCAGAGAGAUGUCAUCAAGAGUAAGAAGCCUCUGAUUGGAGACAGCAUGGGACACACUCCACCCUACACACACCGACACUCCGCUGACCUGGUCAACCUGCCCGAGGAGCCCAUCAAAGAGGAAGAGGAGGAGGAGGAAGAGGACGGAGACGAGGACAUGGACUCAGACGACCGGGUGGUGGAGUACAGGGAGCGAGGGGACAGGGGCGGCAGCUCGCGGUCGCUGGGGGCGGGGCUUCAGAGCCGGGUCGAGCGUUCCCCGUCUCCGUGGUCGGAGUCGGACGAGAUGGACUACGACCUGGAGCUGAAGAUGAUCUCCACCCCGUCACCGAAGAAGAGCAAGAAGAUGACGAUGUACGCUGACGAGCUGGAGGGUCACCUCAAGAGCAUCCGGAACCGCAUCGGAGGUUCAGGGUCUCAGAGCAGGAAGUCUACGUCUCCUAGUAAAGUGACCGACGUGCGGCAGCUGCUGGAGGAGAAAAGACAAGGCCUGAACCAGCACAGACAGCCCCCCCCAGUCGCGUCAGGCGGGAAGACAGACGUACGGCAGCGUCUUGGGAAGAGGCGUUAUUCCCCCGACAGACGACGCUCCCCCUCCCCCGUCUCUCAUAGAGACACGCCCCCAGUCAGAGAGCCAAUCAGAGACGUGCACCGCAGACUGGGUGUGGUCAGCCAAAACAGCAGAAGCCUCUACUCGAACUCAUCCAAAGACAGAAAGACAGGUCUGUGGAGCCGACUGGGAUCCACAGACGACGACAGCAGCAGCUCCGGACACCACGACCGACAGCCCUCUGGCCUUUUCUCCUCUGGGAGAAGCAGCAGCAGCGGCGGUGGUGGUGGUGGCGGUGGUGGCGGCGGCAGCAGCAGCAGCAGGACCACCAGCAGGAAACGAGGCGAGGGACAUGCGGAAAAGGAGGAGGAAGAAGAGGAGGAAGAGGAAGACGACUCGACGCUGCAGAGGAUGUGGGGCGCCAUGAUCAAACAGAAACAGGAGCGACUGUCGCACAAGAUGAAGAAGAGCCGCCUGGACAACCUGCCGAGUCUGCAGAUCGAGAUCAGCCGCGACAGCAGCGAUGACUCCGACGCCUGAACGCAAACUCACAAAGCAUCAUGGGAAAGAAACACCCACAGUCAAUCAUUCCUUUUGUUACCGUGGAGACGUCGAACACUGUCAGCCAUCGUUACGAUUUUUUUUUUUUUUUUUUUUGAAGUCAUGACGAUGCUUCGGUGUCGUCUUGUUCGUCCACACAGUGACCAACCCUCUGUCCGCUUCUUGUCGUAUUUGUGUUGUCAUGGCAACCAUACACAACCCUCACUUUCUACGCAGUGUUUUUUUUUUUUUUAAGUUCCCCAGUGUUCAGCCAUGAUGCAGAGAGAAAAAAAAAACUGAAAGGCAACGAACUGUCAAACAUUUAGUUUCCAGAUGUGAGGAGAUGUGCGAUCGUUUUCCUUUCUGUGCGUCUGUGGACGUGGAUGCUGUCUGUCUGUGUUAGAUUUAGUUCUGUUGGGUUUUUUAAGACACAUUCAGUGACAACAUGACAGCACCUCAUCAAUUUAUCCCAAAAUGUUGUCAAAAUAAAAAGUCAGAAUAAAACAGAUUCUACUUUACACAUGAUUUUGAUAAUCAGAUCAUUGUUCACAACCCGAUUGCCAGAAAUGUGCUACUGUUUGUUUCUGCAGACCACAGAUACGUAUAAUACCAGUGUCAUAUCUGACAGAAAAUACAGACUUUGACAUCAGACUUCACAUCCUGAGUCCUGUAAAAUUUUAGGUUUAGACAAUAAUAAGCAUUUUGGUUUGGGUUUGAAAAAGACUGUUUAGAAUAUUAAUACACAUCAUCUUUUUUAAGUACUUAUAAUUUAAAUCUAUUUUCUAAUUUAAACCAAACUAUCUUAUGUCUAAACUGAAUCAUGGAAAUCAUUUCUUACAUGAAAACAGUUUUUGUUACAGACGGUUGAAAAGCGCAUUUAAAACAGUAUCAACAAAUGAUAUGAAAUGUAUUUUUGUGACACACUGGUUUUUACCCUCAGCCCUCGCUGCAGGGUAUUGUCAUCAGUUUGUCGUCCGUCUGUCUGUCUGUCCGUCCGUAUGUGGAAAAACUUUGCUGUGCACCGGCAUUUCUCAGCUGGGGGUGGGGGGGGGGGCAGCAGAUGAUCAAGUCAAUGCUAAGGAAACCCUGGUGUGGACUGAAGGCCAAGGGUUUUCAAGUGCGGGCUGGUUCUGUUAUACGUAUCCACUGAUUGUAAAACAGACAUAGUGGGCAACUGGGUUGUGAUUCGAUCAGCUUCUUCUAAACAUCAGCUACUUGUCUUCAUCACAUGUGCUGUAAAUAAAGAAUAUUUUCUUUUUGGA